This is a messenger RNA of Closterium sp. NIES-65, 1260 nucleotides long. The record is from the annotation of a GenBank genome assembly. NCBI's taxonomy places the organism in Eukaryota, Viridiplantae, Streptophyta, Zygnematophyceae, Desmidiales, Closteriaceae.
AUGGUGGACGUGGACGUGGACAUGGACGUGGACGUGGACAUGGACGUGGACGUAGAGGUGGACGUGGACGUGGAGAACUUGGACGUGGACAUGGACGUGGACGUGGACGUGGACGUGGACGUGGAGGACUUGGACGUGGACAUGGACGUGGACGUGGACGUGGACGUGGACAUGGACGUGGACGUGGACGUGGACGUGGACAUGGACGUGGACGUGGACAUGGACGUGGACGUGGACGUGGACGUGGACGUGGGCCUGGUCUGGACGCGGACGUUGACGGACGCGGACGUGGACGUGGACGUGGACGCGGACGUGGACGUGGACGUGGACGUGGACGUGGACGUGGACGUGGACGUGGACCUGGACAUCGACGUGGACCUGGACGUCGACGUGGACGUGGACGUGGACGUGGACGUGGACGUGGACCUGGACGUGGACGUCGACGAGGACGUGGACAUGGACGUGGACAUGGACGUGGACGUGGACGUGGACGUGGACAUGGACGUGGACGUGGACGUGGACGUGGACAUGGACGUGGACGUGGACAUGGACCUGGACAUGGACGUGGACAUGGACGUGGACAUGGACGUGGACGUGGACGUGGACAUGGACGUGGACGUGGAGAUGGACGUGGACAUGGACAUGGAGAUAGGCGUGGACGUGGACGUGGACGUGGACGUGGACAUGGACGUGGACAUGGACAUGGAGGUGGACGUGGACGUGGACAUGGACAUGGACAUGUACGUGGACGUCGACGUGGACGUUGACGUGGACGGGGAGAACUUGGACGUGGACAUGGACGUGGACGUGGACGUGGACGAAGACAUGGUCGUGGAUGUGGACGUGGACGUGGACGUGGACGUGGACAUGGACUUAGACGUGGACGUGGAUGUGGACGUAGACGUGGACGUGGUCGUGGACGUGGACGUGGACGUGGACAUGGACGUAGACGUGGACAUGGACGUGGACGUGGACGUGGACAUGGACGUGGACGUGGACGUGGACGUGGACAUGGACGUGGACGUGGACGUAGACAAGGACGUGGACUUGGACAUGGACGUGGACGCUCGUGGACCAGGCAAGCUCCUGGACCAGGCAAGCUCCUUGACCAGGAUAGCUCCUGGACUAGGCAAGCUCCUGGACCAGGCACACUCCUGGACCAUGCAAGCUCCUAGACCAGGCAAGCUCCUGGACGAGGCAAGCUUCUGGACCAGGCAAACUCGUGGACCACGCACGCUCCUAGACCAGGCAAGCUCCUAG